Messenger RNA from Dendronephthya gigantea, 2547 nucleotides. RefSeq lists its product as uncharacterized. The record is from RefSeq and is a predicted model, not a curated record. Lineage: Eukaryota; Metazoa; Cnidaria; Anthozoa; Malacalcyonacea; Nephtheidae. Bases 1 to 2547 code for a protein of 848 amino acids. The transcript has a single exon.
AUGUUGUCAAGGUUGACUUGUCAUGAAGACAACAAUUUUAAAAGAAAUUUGCAUAUUGUCGAACCUCCUCUUUCAUAUAUCAGGAAGCAGAAUGCAAACAGAUUUGAAAUUGCGUUUGCUGUGGAAAUUUCAUAUAUUUUAUUGCAAUUAUGGCAUAGUAUGGUCAACAGAAAAGAUAGCGAAGGUAAUUCGUCUGAUUAUAUUGACAUGUUGAAUAGUUCCAUCCCAUGCAGAUGGUUCCAGAUAAGCAGAACAACUGGGUUUAGAAUUAAUGGGAGAUUGCGACGAGAAGCCGGUGCUGUUGUGGCAAAGUAUAAAAAUGCUGGAGGUGGGAAAAUCAAACAGCUCAAUGACAGUAUAUUUACAUUGAGCAUUUUAGUGAGUGAAUUGGAAUCAGUUGGAGAGGUACAAGAUGACUUGAAUCAAGCUAAUAUAGAACUGAAGGAGUGGCGGGAAAAAUGUGAAGACUUGCAGAAAGAGAAAGAAACUUUACUGAAAGAAAUGGCAGAGGCAUUAGCCAGGAAAGAUGAAGAAAUAGAAAGUGCAAAUGAACAAGUCUUAAAUUACAUUGAGAAAAUAGCACAGUUGGAAAAAUCAAAUUUUGUUUUGCUUAAUUUUGGUAAAAAAAUUAACCAGCUGGGUAAACGACAAAAACUAAGAAGAAUAAAGGAAUUAAAGGAUAGGGCGGACAUUGCAUUGUGGUUUCUUCAAACCCAUGGGUUGGAAGUGUCCUGUCUUAAAAUGAAGGAGUCUGAAACAGGAAACGUAUUUACAUUUGAUUAUAAUGAGAAAAUUACUCCAGAUGACGAUGAAAGCCUUGAAGAGCUUUUAUUUUUGCUUGACAAGUUUUGUGCAAGUGAUGAACUAUAUCAUGAGCUAACAGUAUUCUGCGAUGAUCUUCCAAGAUCAUAUUUAAUUAAACAGAAGCGAUCUGACCUUAACAAACUCUGUCAUGUCGAAAGUGUCCCAGGCAACUUUCCAGGAGCACAAAUUUCAUUUUCUACAACACUUAAAGGACACAUAAAGCAAUUUCUUGAAGAUCACCCUGACUAUUCACUGAAUGAACCAAUAAAGGUUAAAAUAAGUGGUGACGGUGCGAAAAUGUCCCGAACCACUAAUUUUAUGCUUUUGUCAUUUGCAUUAUUGCAAACUGGUGAUCGGGUGAUGUCCUCUAAAAGCAACAGAACAAUAUGCGUAGUUAAUGGCCCUGAAAAGUAUGACACUUUGAAAGUAUCAAUGAGAGAUGUCCUCAAUGAUAUUAAUACAGUUAUACAAAAUGGCGAAGUAAAGGUAGAUGAAAAAGAAGUUAAGAUUGAAAUGUAUCUAGGGGGGGAUUACAAAUUCUUGCUCAUGAUGAAUGGGCUAAGUGGUGCAUCAUCAGAUUAUGUAUGUCUUUGGUGUAAGGUAUAUAAACUUCACAGGUGGGAAAUGUCUAAAGAUCUUGAUUUUUACAAUACAGGGUCUGUAAAGAGAACUCUGUUGGAAAUAAAAGAUUUCCAGACCUCCAAGAAAUGUUGCUGUAUCAAUCCCCCCUUGCUUGACAUUGAACUUGAUCAUGUUAUAUUGGAUGAACUACAUUUGUUGUUGAGGAUUACAGACAGGCUAACAGAAAAUAUAAUAAAUGAAGUCAUGCAGAGAGAUAGCAAAGCUGAUUUCACAAAAAAAAGUGGAGAAGAAAAGGGAAUUUACCUCAAACGACUUGUUUCUGUUAUUAAUGAGCUUGGUAUUACUUUUGCAAUUUGGGAAAAAAGGAAUGCGGAUGGAAAAGGUAGUGGUAGUUACGACUGGACUAGUCUGGUUGGCUCUGAAAAGAAAAAACUUAUCCAACUCCUACCUCUUCAGCUUGAGACAAGGGAUAUUUUAUUUCCAGAAACCAGAUCUACCAUAGUGAAACUGUGGAGAGAUUUUGGCUCUCUCUACAAACUUAUAAAUACAUCUGAGAGGCAUGACAACCUUUUUCUCGAUAUCUUUCAACAAUCAAAGCAAUUUAUCGAGUUAUUUUGUUCUCUUGGUGGUUCUAGACUUGGGUAUAAUAAAGCGCGUGUUACACCCUACAUGCAUUCACUUGCUUACCACGUACCAAUAUUUAUUAGAGAUCACAUAUCGUUCAAGCAAUUUACAGGGCAAGGUGUUGAAAGGAACAACGAUGAUGCAAAAAAGGUAUUCUUCCAGAAAUCCAACAAGUGGGAUGGUGCUAGAGAUGUUUUACUAUUGGAAGCAAGACAGGAGCUACUUCAGAAAUGUGAAAGAAAGAAACGAAAAUAUGAAAAACAGAACCAUGAUUAUUGGGAAAAAGGAAUUGUUGAAUCUCAGAAAAAGCGAGUGCGAUCCACAAGCAAAGCUAUUGAAUUGAACAAUGAAAAUUCAAGUACUGUUUUGAAUGCACCACACACUGGUUUGAAUGAAGAGCAAACCAUUGAUUACAAGAAAAUGACAGUUAAACAAUUAAGGCAAGAAAUUAAAUCAAAACAUUUGCAAGUAAAGGGACUAUCCAAAUUGAACAAAAAUCAACUUAUAGAUGUUUUAAAGGAAUCUCAGACACUGUAA